Molecule: messenger RNA, 3832 nt
Organism: Coturnix japonica (Japanese quail)
Lineage: Eukaryota; Metazoa; Chordata; Aves; Galliformes; Phasianidae
Gene: ODF2
Product: outer dense fiber of sperm tails 2
Biological process (GO): regulation of cilium assembly
Cellular component (GO): centrosome
Source: RefSeq, a predicted model, not a curated record
GUGCGGCUGCAUCUCGUGCCCGUGGUGCCCACACGGCAGCGGGGCGCCCCGCCGCAGCGCCGCCGCCAGCGAGGAACAUCUGAAGCGGCCACGGUCAUGGAACGCGCUGGGCAGCUCGCGGUUUUCUUCAUCCAUCAACAAUGAAAUGACAUCAGUAUCUGCACAGAGCACAGUGUCAAGAGGAUCUAAAAGCCUUAAAAUAACCGUUUCCUUUCAUUGUAUUGCCCUUUCCCGUCUGUGGGAGAAGAGCCAUGAAGAACCGUUCCUCAUCUCCCCCUUUGCACGUCCAUGUGGAUGAAAACACCCCUGUCCAUGUCCAUAUUAAAAAGGGUCAGAAAUCCACACCUGCAAAAUGCCAGCAAAAGCACAAACAUAAAAUGAAAGGGAAUACUGUGAACGUGCGCCGAGCAGUCCAGGUGAAAACAAAGGCCCCCUGGGUGCCCCCAGGAAAAACAUCAGUCCUUGAUUCCACCUGCAAAUGGGAGGGACCAACUCACCGCCUGGAAAUUACACCUCCAGAUUCAGAUAAAAUGAUACCAGUGUUGCGCCUGAGUGAUCUCUCUACAGAUGAGGAAGAUGCAGUUUGCUGCAAGAUGAAUGAAUACGAAAGGAGGAUAGAUAGCCUGAUGAAUGUGGUGGGAACGCUGAAGAAUGAGGCUAGGUUGCAGAAACAGCAGCAAAAGCAGCAAUUGACAAAACGUCUGCUUGAGCAGAAAGAAGAACUGAAUGAGGUCACGCAAGAGCUGGUAGAAACAGAACACGAGAACACGCUGCUCAGGCGCAAUAUUGAACGCAUAAGGGAGGAGAAGGAUCUGACUAUGCUUCAGAAGACCUACUUGCAGCAUGAGAAGGAGUGCCUGAUGUCUAAGCUGAGUGAGGCAGAGAGAGAUGGAGCAGCAGCCGCCAAAGAGAUUCGUGCCCUGAAAAGUACAAUAGAGAGACUCAACGUUGAGAAAAACAUGAGCAGCUCAGACGUCAACACGCUGACGAGACAGAAGGAGCUGCUGCUACAGAAACUGAGCACCUUUGAAGGAACCAAUCGUACGCUCCGGGAACUUCUCAGAGAACACCACGAGAGGGAGAAGGAUGCUCAGAAGAUACUGGACAAGCAAGGUGUGCUGUUGAAAAUGUUGGCUGACUCAGAUGAAGAGAAGUUGCAACUUCAGACGAGACUUCAGGAGAAAGAAAGUGAGGUCAACAGUCUUUCUAUCCAGAUACAGAAAGAAAAGGAUCAGGCAAGGACUGCAAGUGAGCUCUCAAAAUCUUUGGAAUCAAUGAAAGGCCAUUUACAAGCACAGCUACGACAGAAGGAAGCUGAGAACAACCGUCUGACAGUGCAGGUCCAGAAUCUGGAGCACAGUGAAGCUCAGCGUAAGGCAGAGUUGGAACGUGUCAAGGAAGAACUGAAAGAACUAAGGCAGAAGGCAGACCGUGAUAAAGAUGCCCUGAAGAAAGCCCUCCGUGCACAGAAGGAGCGGGCAGAGCGGUGCGAGGAGUGUGCGGGGCAGUUGGCUGUACAGCUGGCAGAGAAGGACAGUUACGUUGCAGAAGCACUUUCUACUCUGGAGUCUUGGAGGAGUCGCUACAACAAAGUAGUGAAGGAUAAGAGCGACCUUGAAAUGGAGAUGGUUACAGUGAACAGCCGUGUUGCAGAUUUGCUAGAAGAGCAGGCAACCAUGGAGGACAGGAUGCGAGAGGACAGAGAUGCCUUGAUUGAUAAAUUGCAUCAACAAACUACAGAGAACACUUCUUUCAGAGAAGAGAAUGAAAGACUGAAGGCAAGUUUGGCCCCAAUGGAGGAGAAGCUGAACGAAGCGCAUCUGGAAGUAGAGCAGCUCAAGAGCUCUGUCAAGAAUUAUGAAGAGUUGGUUGAAACCUACAAGUCACAGGUGUUGGAGACCCGCAUGGAAGCAGAUGAUGUGGCAGCAAAACUGGAGAAGUGUGAUAAAGAGAAGGAGGAACUUAAGGAUGAAAUGAACAAGGAGAUCGAACUGGCUCGCCAGCAGUUCCAGAGCCAGCUUUCUGAGUUGGAAAAGCUGCCUGAGAUCCUGAAGAUCACAGAGACACAGUUGGCAGAAUGUCAGGACCAGCUUCAGAAUUAUGAGAAGAAGAACAUGGACCUGUCUGUCAUGAUCGCGGAUCUUCGUCAGCGGAUUGAGCUCCAGGGGGACAAAAUGGAGAUAACAAGAGAGAGGUAUCUGUCUGCCCAGGAGGAGAAAAAGCAGCUCACCUUGAAGGUGGAGGAGCUAGAAAGAAAACUAGAAACAACAAGCGCCCAGAACAUGGAGUUCCUGCAGGUCAUAGCAAAGCGUGAGGAGUCCAUCCAUCAGUGCCAGCUGCGGUUAGAAGAGAAGACCCGGGAGUGCAGCUCUGUGGCUCGUCAGCUGGAAAUGGCCAUUGAAGAUGCCAAACGACAGGUCGAACAAACUCGAGAACGAGCAACAUCCAGAGAGAGGGCAGCCCAGUCCAAGGUGCUGGAUUUGGAGACACAGCUGAGUAGGACAAAGACAGAGCUGAGCCAGCUGCGGCGGAACAAAGACGAUGCAGAGCGCCGCUACGAGAGCCGCCUGCAGGACCUGAAGGACCGGCUGGAGCAGUCGGAGAGCACAAACCGCAGCAUGCAGAACUACGUCCAGUUCCUCAAAUCUUCCUAUGCCAACGUGUUUGCUGACAGUGCCUUGCUGGGCUCUCCCAGCCGCUCUCGUUCUUCUCCAUGAGGUCAGCGCUUGCUCUGCACCUCUGCUUUGAAGCACAAAAUGAGCACUGUGUCAAAGCCAUGCGUAGUGUAGAAGAUGGGCUGAGAAUGGAGAAAUUUCAGGGUCACUGAAGGGAGGAGGUGAUGGGAUGGUGACGGCAUGCAGUCUGAGCAUGCAGAGCAUUAGCAGCGCUGGUCUGGUGAUGGAUGGUGAUGGAGGUUGGUGUCAUUCUGUAAGCUGUGCCCAAAACCAGAUGGUUUUGCAUACAGUGGUAAAGGCCCUUUUCAUCCUCUGAGCUCUGGCUGGUUUCAGCCCUUUCAGCCCAGCAGUGCUUUUAGUUGUGUUCAUGUUUGUCAGAGCUGUUUUCCCACACUUCAUUUUUUUCCUUCCCCCUGUUCUGUGUCCUGGGGUUGAUCAUGUUCUAUUUCUGCUUCUUGUUAUUACAUGGAUGGGAUGGUGGAAGCCCACCCACCCCUCAGGGGGGCGAGAAGCUGAAAAUAGGGGCCAUGCUGGGGCUUUAUGCUUACAAGAGGUUCUUCUGAAGCACUGCAGUGUUUGCAAACAGUUUUAUAGCAGAAAUGAUGAUUUAUGUUUGUUUGUUACAUUGACUCGUGUUGUACUCAGUGAUCUUUGCUUUAUUUAGUGUGUUCUCAAUUUGCUUUACCCCACACCCCAACCCUGACCCUCCUGAGCCCAAACAGCCCCAGGACUGUGCCCAGACCAGCUGUAUUCAAAGGGCAGGUUGCAGCUCAACCUCAGCCGGGUCUCACUGUGUGAAUUCAGUGUGUGCAUGAAGCGCUGAUCAGCUGGCAGCCCAUUGCACUGAUCAGCUGGCAGCCCAUUGCACUGAUCAGCUGCUGCUCAGUGCCUCCAUCAAACCAACCUGUGAUGCUCUGUGCUCUGUGCCCUGUUCUGCUCCUCCCUGCGGCUGGUUCCUGGUGGGGAUUAAAGCCAACGUUGCUUUUGUUUUUAACCCUACUCUAUCCUACGGCUGUGCACGGGGGGGUGUUGUUUGUCAUAAAGCUUUUCUGAGAUAAUCGUUAUUUGAGAACGCGGUUAUUUGGUGUGUCACUUUUUAAAAGGAAAUCCUAAAGGUGCUAUGGAGAAAACGAUAUAAUAAAUUGUGAUUGAUGAUA